This is a messenger RNA of Hippocampus zosterae (dwarf seahorse), 6927 nucleotides long. RefSeq names its product RNA binding motif, single stranded interacting protein (gene rbms3). The record is from RefSeq and is a predicted model, not a curated record. Gene Ontology annotation, cellular component: ribonucleoprotein complex; cytosol; nucleus. The transcript has 14 exons. The coding region runs from base 1181 to 2443 and encodes 420 amino acids. Lineage: Eukaryota; Metazoa; Chordata; Actinopteri; Syngnathiformes; Syngnathidae. Gene Ontology annotation, molecular function: poly(U) RNA binding; poly(A) binding; mRNA 3'-UTR binding.
UGCUUGCAAGCCUUGGACGAGCCCCCUUUUUACCGCCCUGUCAGUGUUGAGGAGAAGGGAAGAAAGAGAGAGAGAGAGAGAGAAUGAGAGAGCAACUCUGUGACAGAGGCAAAGAGAAUGAAACGGGCUGCUUAGAGAAGUGAGAGAGCAGAAAGGAGGAAAUAAGGAAACGUACACUACCGAGCAGGAAGAGGGAGGAACGCAGACGAGGGACUCUUUCUCUUCUCGCCACAAGGGGCACAGUCACUACUUUUAUCCACUUGACUUUCUCGAUGAAACCUCAGUGGACCGGACUAACCAAUUAGUGGAUUUGUACGACCGCUUUGUGCUGCAUCCUUCGGAAACUGGCACAACCGUUGCGCAAAGUGAGAGGACUCUCUGUUUCUGCGCUCGCCUCUUCGCGUUCACCGGUCCGUGCGCAAAGUGCAUCUGUCGGCAAUCGGUGCUGAGGACAUCUCCCCUCUGUCAUCCAAGACACCGUUGGAUCAGGCUUCAGAGUGGAGAGGCAGAGCAUGUGCGUGUGUGUGUGCAUGUGUGUGUGAGUGUGUGUGUGUGUACGAUAGAGAGUGGUGUGAGAGCGAGAGAGAGAGAGAGAGACCGUUUGAAUCAGUGUGUGCAUGAGGCAGAGGCAAAAGUGAUCCAGCUUGAAUAGAGAAGGGAACCCAUACUUCCUCUCCCUGUGUUCCUUUGCCAUUCCUUUCCUCCUCCUCUCUUCCCCCCCCCCCCCCUCUCCCCGCUCCUCUCCCACUCUCCAAACAUUCACAGGACCGCUUAGCUUCUCUUUGCAACUUCUCUUCCCUCCCCAUCCUCUCUACCUCUCCCCUUUUGUCACACCUUGAUCCGACACCCACGGCGGACGAGCGCGCCACUCUUGGAAUCUUGAGGGAAUAUUUCCUUUUCGUCCGGCAACGAGAGAGACUGAGGGACAAGUCUGCCUUGUAAGUGGGGCUCCAGACCACAUUGAGACAUUAGCGUCUUUUCCCAGCUGUUGUUGCAGCACGCGGACACUUCCCUUUCCCUCUUGUGGAGCCACGAGUGACAGCUGUGUGGACAAGGAAGAAAGGAUCCCUACAAGCGUUCCACUCCUCCACUAUCAGUGUUUGCUACUGAGCAGCCCCCCCUCUCCACCCCCACCCCCGGUGUCACCAUUCCCUGCCUCAGUGCUAAGGAUUCCAGCUACAUGGGCAAGCGAUUGGAGCAGCAGCCAAUGUACCCUCAGUACACCUACUACUACCCCAAUUAUCUCCAGACUAAGCAGCCCUAUGCUCCACCCCCUCAUCCCAUGGCUCCUCCCAGCCCCAGCACCAACAACUGCAGCCAGGGAGCGGCGGAGCAGCUGAGUAAGACCAACCUGUACAUCCGAGGCCUGCCACCCGGGACCACCGACCAGGACCUCAUCAAACUCUGUCAACCGUACGGAAAGAUCGUGUCGACAAAGGCCAUUCUGGAUAAGAACACCAACCAGUGCAAAGGCUAUGGCUUUGUUGAUUUUGACAGCCCAGCUGCGGCGCAGAAAGCCGUGUCGUCUCUCAAAGCCACCGGGGUGCAGGCGCAAAUGGCCAAGCAACAAGAGCAGGACCCGACCAACCUGUACAUCUCCAACCUGCCCAUCUCGAUGGACGAGCAGGAGCUGGAGAAUAUGUUGAAACCUCUUGGUCAUGUCAUCUCCACCAGGAUCUUGAGGGACGCCAACGGAGUCAGCCGGGGAGUUGGCUUCGCCAGGAUGGAGUCGACGGAGAAAUGCGAAGUAGUUAUCCAGCAUUUCAACGGAAAAUACCUGAAGACCCCACCAGGAAUUCCAACUCCCACGGAGCCGCUGCUGUGUAAAUUUGCCGACGGUGGCCAAAAGAAGCGCCAGAGUCAGAGCAAGUACCCUCAGAACGGGAGGCCGUGGCACAGGGAAGGCGAGACUGGCAUGGCAUUAACAUAUGAUCCUGCUGCAGUGCAGAACGGGUUCUACUCUUCGCCUUACAGCAUCGCCACCAACCGCAUGAUCGCACAGACCUCCAUCACGCCCUUCAUCGCUGCUUCACCCGUUUCCACAUAUCAGGUCCAGAGUACAUCAUGGAUGCCUCAUCAACAAUACGUUAUGCAACCUACAGGUGCAGUGAUCACGCCAGCCAUGGACCACACUAUGUCCAUGCAGCCUGCCAGCAUGAUGGGUCCCCUCACCCAGCAGAUGAACCAUCUGUCCCUGGGCACCACCGGAAGUUACAUGACUGCCGCAGCCGCCGCCGCCGCAGCAGCAGCGCCUAUGCAAGGGACCUACAUUCCCCAGUACACUCCUGUGCCUCCAACAGCCGUCCCUGUCGAAGGAGUGGUGACGGAUGCCUCCCCGCAGACAGUGGCUCCCUCAUCACAGGAGGUGACUGGCCAGCAGCAACAGAUUCAAGUCGACGGUGCCACCGACCACGUUUCUGCUUACUCGUACCAGUCCAAAUAGCAACGGCCUGAGAGAAUGUUCCUGUGACAGCGUUGCCUUGAGACAAAAGGUGGCUGCACUGUGAAUGUGAGAGGGGAAUGUAGGGGAAGAGAAAAAAAAAAGCGAUUGCUUCCAGAUUGCCCAGGCACCAAAAAAAAAAAGACACUUUUUUUUUCAUUUUCGACCUGGUCAACUAGGGGGGAAAAAAAACAAGGAAGCAAUGGCUGCUGAGAAAAGGGGUGUGGGAUAUUACGGGGCACAGUGCAAAGAAAUUAAAUUGUUAUGUGUGAAAACCUGCCCAAAGGGCCGGGCUGAAGCUAGGAAAUUUUCUCAAAGAAAAUCCUCAACCAAUUAAACAAGACAAAAAAAAAAACAACCAAAAAAUACAGAAAAACGACACAAAAAAAGGUUGAAUGUGAAGGUGAACUUUAUUUUGUAAUUAGAAAUGGGGAGUCAUGUUUGAGAUACACACAGAGAUUGUCUUCCUCAGAAACUAAGCUAAAGGUUGUUUUCACUAUUUUUUAUGUUCUAGUGUUCAAUUUUACUUUUCUAGAUAUAUUUGAAAACAAUUUUUUUUGGCGGGGGGGGGGGGUGGGGGGGGGGGAUUCUUUCUUUCUUGAAUCUUCAUGGCCUUAAUUUGAAGGGCACCAGAGACUUCGCAAGUUCAAGUCUGACGUCUGUUUGGCAGUUGGGGAUGAGGGGGACAGAAGUCUAAGCGAAUCAAUAUUUUGGACCACUUGGAAGGUUCAAGAAACUGGAUAAGUCGAUUAAAAAGGAAGAAGAAUCUAUCACAUAAGCUGUACAGGUUUAAUAGAAAAGAGUUUUUCUUUUUUUCCUUUUCUUCACAAGAAGAAUGCUUUGAUAACGAUUAUGUCAGAUGUAACAAAUGUGUUAAAAGAACUAAAUGCCUGUUGCGGAAAAGACUUGAGCGCUGAAGAGAUUUUUCACAAUGAGGAAACAAAAAAAGAAAAAUAUAAGGAAAUGUGCUGUGUCGUGGAUGCAGCUUUUUUUUUUUUUAAUGGUCAUCAUUCUUAUUUUACGAAGCAAUGUUGCCGUCAAUGACAUUACAGCUUUUUAUCUGCCACAUUUUACAUUUUUUUAUGAGCUUUAAAAUGUUUUUAGCCCGCUUUGCUUGUCACACUGCAAAUCUUCAUGAAAACAAGAAAAAAAAAUGUAUAAAAUGUACAAAAACACACACAAAAAAAUAAACUGGCAGUGAAACAAAAACAGUAGAUAGAGUAUAGGAGCUUACGGUUGAGAUCAAUCAGUGCAAAAGCAAUAGAGGAAAUUGUUGACAAUUUCUGUAGUCUUUCCUAGUUGUGGAUCAAAUGCAGCCCAUGGACGGCCAUUUUUAUACCAAAGAUGAAGAGGUUGUUGAUUUUUUUUGUGUUUGUUUUCCCACGCCUCUUUUUUUUCUGUUGGUUGUUGUUGAUGUUAAUGAUGUUGUCAAUGUUGGUAUUGCUGUUGUUGUUCUGGUUGUUCUUGAUGUUGUUAUUUUUUUGUUUGUUUUUUUUUUACCUUGACGGCCGCGCCGGUCCUUAAGGAUCCUUCAAAUCACAUGCACACACACUCACACAUGCGUCAAAAAUGUAUUUUGAUGCAUGACAUGGCACCAAUGGCAGUUUUUUUUUUUUCCAUUUCAAAUUUUUUGUAGAAUCGUACAGGGAAAUUCAAAUAAACAGAUUGGGGAAUCUUGCUCGAAUUCAACACGGCCGUUGGAUAUUAAAUGACAUUAACUUCAUCAAAACAAAACAAAUGAGGGUUCUUUACUGCAUUCUUUAGAGCCAAUACAUCGUCACCAUUACAAGAAACAAUUCCAGAGGAAAUUCAACUGGUCUUGAAGUUGUACAAGCAACCAGAGUCCAAACCGAUUAUAAUGCAUUUCAGCAUUUGAGCUUUCGUUUUAUCUUGCAAGACUUUUAUUUGACUUUUAGGGCUUCACAUUCCUGACCAGUGACAAUCCUGCAAAGCACGGCGCAUGGCGUAAUUCUCUCUGGAGGCAGGUUAGAUCUGAUGUUGGUACUUUCUUAGAUGAGCCCGGGCUGGCACACUCGGGAGGGAGGGCUGCGCAGCAGAGGGAGUGAUCACAUUCAACUUCAAUCAUGCCCAAUCAAAGCGUCUCUUUUCAGUCGAGUGUAAAUCUGCCAGCACGCCCAGAGUAGUGAAGUCCGGUCCGCAAUCUGGCGUUACGCCGAUACGAUUAUCAGCAUCCGGCCAGCUGUCAAUACCCUUCUUUGUUGGGUUGCACAAAAAAAACCUUUGCUCAUCUCAUUCGACCUUUCCAUCCACAAGAUUUCAUCCUCGAUAAUUGUUUUCAAGCAUUAACCCCCCCCCCCACCUCCUCCCCACAAUGGUGCUAGAACUUUUGUCCCUCCCUGUUUCGCUGGCAUCACCUCAGUGUCUUUCUCUCCCUUGUGCCCCCCCCCAAACCUUCAUGCCCUCCAUGAUUUUUGUUUUCUUUAUGUGGGAGUGCAGAAGCAGAACCGCAAACCAAUUUCAGUCAUGCUCUAAAUGAGGCCUGACCAGUCCAAUUUGUCUCCUUCUGAGACAAUCGGAUCCACUCCAUUGUCGCUCAAUAUAACAAUUCCUUCCAGAAAAAGAGGGGAAGCUUUUUUUGACUUGCUGAUGAUCGUAAUCAAGCCCUGGCUGCCCGAUGAACCGUUCGAAUCUUAAAUCCAGUGUUGUUGCAUUUUAUCGCAUUUUCCAUCCGUCCGUUUUCCAAUCCGCUUAUCCUCGCAAGGGUCGCGGGUGUGCUGCAGCCUGUCCCGGCUGUCAUCGGGCAGUACUGGUUGCCAGCCAAUCGCUGGGCAGGCAUAGACGAACAACCAUCCGCGCUCACACUCACACCAAGGGACAAUUUUUUCUUACAAUAUGUCUGUUAUUUAUUACAUAUGAGAAUUUUAAAGCUUGGUAGAGAUUUUAGCAAGCAUCAUGUAAGGUGAUUUGUUUUCACGGGCCACAUAAAAUGAUGUGGCGGGCCAGAUCUGGCCCCCCGGGCCUUGAGUUUGCUACCCGUGAUUUAGAGUGUUCCACAAAUCGCAUUUCCCAGAUUCUGAUUAAUGAAUGAUUCUAUCUGCAAAUCUUUAUUGAUUUCAUUCAUUCAUUCAUUCAUCUUCCGAGCCGCUUGAUCCUCACUAGGGUCGCGGGGGGUGCUGGAGCCUAUCCCAGCUGUCUUCGGGCAGUAGGCGGGGGCCAGCCAUUCGCAGGGCACACAGAAACGAACAACCAUUCGCACUCACACUCACACCUAGGGACAAUUUAGAGUAUUCAAUCAGCCUGCCACGCAUGUUUUUGGAAUGCGGGAGGAAUCCGGAGCACCCGGAGAAAACCCACGUAGGCCCGGGGAGAACAUGCAAACUCCACACAGGGAGGCCGGAGCUGGAAUCGAACCCGGUACCUCUGCACUGUGAAGCCGACGUGCUAACCACUGGACUACCGGGCCGCAACUUUAUUGAUUUCUCAGUAGAAUUCAUUGAGAAUAAAAUGACCCAUCGAGGACUGCAAUCAGAAUGGCGUUCAGUCAAAGUGAACAUUUGAGAUCACAAUCGAAUCGCAAUUGUGACUUUCCAACACAACGUAGCUCGCUAGACUUGUAGUCUGGAAAAGGGAUCUGCUCUCAGACCUGGAUCUGACCCACUAGUCAGUUCCCGCACCACCCUCAUGGAGUCAGUUUGAGCACAAGCAUGCACAUUAGCGGCCUCCGGGAGGUCGUCGGCAGUGCUCCUUCUAUUCUAUUGUUGUUGCCUUCCUGCUCUGCUAGCUUGUCUCCUGGUAGCUCCUUCCACGUGCUUGACACUGCCUGAAAAGACGUAGCCGACCUUUUGCCCCCUCCCGGGCACAUCUGGUUGGGCCACAGGUGGGAAGAGUGCUACUUGAAGUCUCCUUUGCAACAGCGCUGAACUCCAUUCGCAAUUGUGCUGUUGCAUUCUCACUGGAUUGGCUCCAGCAAGUGUGGUUGAUUCGGAUUGGUCGUGUUUCGUUCUUUGCAAUCGAACUGUACAUUUAGUGCCUUUUAACAGAUGUCAUUCUACACGGCCUCUGUGUUGUGUAAAGCACAUUAAGGGGCUUGGUUGAAAAGUGUAACGCCAAGUACGUAACAUUAAAGCAUCGAUAUCGGUGGCUGCCUUUACAGCAGCUCCGAUAUUUUUUGUUCUUCUACAUUCUUGAUCUGUUUGAUUGAUCGCAGCUCUCGUUUGACCCGUCGCUCGCCAUCCAUACCUGAGGUUUACCUCCUAUGAAAUUCUGGGCCGUGGUAGUACUACCACGGCCCCCACUUUUUAUUCCUUUCCUGUGAUUUCUUCGCCUCCCGUGUGCGCAAGGAGUUGUUUUCCUGAGCAAUAGUGUUUCUCAACGCGGGUACGGCCGUGGCGCGGCUAUAAAGUUCUCCUGACAUUAAUUAUCCAAAUAGGACUCGUAAUACAAAAUGUGCACAUUGGCGAGUCUAGCGAUUUCCCAGAAAAUGGCCUGAGAUUCAAUCGUAAUGGAAUUAUGAGAGAAGGAAGGGG